Messenger RNA from Notothenia coriiceps (black rockcod), 5041 nucleotides. RefSeq names its product monocarboxylate transporter 2-like. NCBI's taxonomy places the organism in Eukaryota, Metazoa, Chordata, Actinopteri, Perciformes, Nototheniidae. The record is from RefSeq and is a predicted model, not a curated record. Gene Ontology annotation, molecular function: lactate transmembrane transporter activity. Gene Ontology annotation, cellular component: basolateral plasma membrane. Gene Ontology annotation, biological process: plasma membrane lactate transport. The annotation marks the transcript as partial. The transcript has 3 exons.
GUCCCAUCAGCAGCAUACUGGUCAACACGUAUGGCUGCAGGCCCAUCGUCAUGUUGGGGGGGUGCCUUACUUCCAUUGGCCUGAUCUCAGCCUCCUUCUGCAACAGCGUGGUGCAGCUCUACAUCUGCAUCGGAGUUAUCGGUGGACUCGGACUAGCCUUCAACCUGCAGCCGGCUCUGACCAUGAUCGGAAAAUACUUCUUGAAGAAUCGCCCCAUUGCCAACGGGCUGGCAAUGACGGGCAGUCCGGUGUUCCUUAGCACCCUGGCUCCUCUCAACCAGUACCUCUUCAACCAGUUUGGCUGGAGGGGCAGCUUCCUGAUCCUGGGGGGGCUGGUGUUGAACUGCUGUGUGGCCGGCUCCCUCAUGAGGCCUCUCGGACCGCCGCCCGGCAAGAUCAAGAAGAGCGAAGAGAUCGCCAUCACCACCACAACAAAAGAGAAGCGGACCGCCUGGGAAACGGUCAACAAGUACCUGGACCUGUCACUCUUCAAGCACCGUGGCUUCCUCAUCUACCUGUCAGGAAACAUCAUCAUGUUCCUGGGCUUCUUCGCACCCAUUGUAUUCCUCACGGCCUUCGCUAAGGACAUGGGCGUGGACGAGUACUCGGCUGCCUUCCUGCUCUCAAUUCUGGCUUUUGUGGACAUGUUUGCCCGGCCUUCCAUGGGGCUGCUGGCCAACUCUCGCUGGGUCCGGCCCAGGAUCCAGUACUUCUUCAGCUUUGCUGUGCUGUUCAAUGGGGUCUGCCACAUCCUCUGCCCCCUGGUGGAGAGCUACACCGGCCUGGUGGUGUAUGCCAUGUUCUUCGGCUUUGCUUUUGGCAUGGUCAGUUCAGUGCUGUUUGAAACACUCAUGGACCUGGUGGGGCCUCAGCGGUUCUCCAGUGCUGUGGGACUCACCACCAUCAUGGAGUGCUGCCCAGUCCUCAUUGGUCCCCCUCUAGCAGGGAAACUGGUGGAUGUCACUAAAAACUACAAGUACAUGUAUUUUUGCUGCGGGGUGGUGGUGAUUUUGGCCAGUGUUUGGCUCUUCAUUGGGAACUUCAUUAACUACAGACUCUUGGACCGUGAGCGGAAGGCAGCAGAGAUGUACAAACGGACUGAGACGGAAGAUCCGGACAAAGCUCCGGGUCAGAAGGAGGCUGACAGGGAAGCCCAGAAUGAGAAGAAGGGCGAUGAACCUAUGCAGCAGGAAACCAACAUCUAAACCCUUCUGCUCUGCCAACAGUUACCUCACCUCCGUGACGUCCUCACCCUCCACUACGAUCAAACUGAGCUCCCAGCCAGGAGGGGCCUCUGUGUUCCACCUGGCUCUAUUCGGGGUCCUCUGCACUUCUAGAACUAACUGCCAAACAACAACAACUGUGUUGUAGGAGGCUGUGAGACGUUAUAUAUGUUUGUCAAGGAGCAAUAGCUGUGACUAUAAGAUAAAUAUUAACCACACAGAAACGUGUAACCUAGUAGCAGUUACAGUCAGGAUGUAUGAUUAUAGUGUCUGUGGGAACUCUGAAAUUGUGUCAACUGCGAGCUAACAUAGCAAAUAAUGGCAGAUAAUUAUGAGAAAAUGUAACUCGUAGUCAGACAAUCGACUCUGCUUCAGAGCAGUUUGGUCUGCUACAGUUUGUGUAUGGUUAUUUUAAGGUAUCUCCAUAUGUCCCUAAUCAAAUGUUCUGAGCUGUAGCCACAGCCGCCAUUCCUUCUUCCCACUGUUCCUUCCGAUAUCACGUGAAUGCAGCGUCACCAUCCAACUGAAUCAAAAUGAGAUCCGUUUUCUUCUUAACAUGCUGAGAUCUUGAUUAACAAGAAAAAGGUUAAAUAAAUCAAAACAGUGAACAGGAAUUACUAACUGCAUUCACACUGCAGGUGACUUGGUUUUGACCAUUUUUGUCAAAUUGUGGACGGUUAGAGGCACGGAUUGUACACACAGGUAAUGGAGAUCAGACUGACAUCACAGUAAAAUGUAAAGAACUGUAUUUCAAAAUGAAUGAAAUAAUGAAUACGGCCUUUCUCUAAGCAUCAACCGUGGGGGGCCGUAGGGGCCCCGCUGAUUGUGCUUGUUUGUUCAGCUCCUUAGGAGGUCUGAUCUCCUCAUGACUUUAGUUACGUAUCUCGCAGUGUGAAUGCAGCGCUGGCAAACCCAGCGCACCAGAAAUGAUUGAUCUAUCUCGUAAAAUGUGUUCAGAACUAUAAUUGCACUGUGUUUAAAAUGGCAGUUGGGUGCUGUAAAAUGUGCACUUCCAAAAAAGAACAGCAGAUGUAUUCUGCUGCCCACCUGAUCACCGUAUUGUAGCGCAGUGAGACCUGCACAGUAACCCACUUUAAUACUUUAUAUAGAGCUUCCUUUGAGUCAUCUAGUGUUCCAUGCUGACUUGUAUACAUGUAGAGAAAAAGCCAUACUUCACCCUAAACAACUUUAUUAAAAUGCUGCAUCUAUAUAAAUCUAAUUACGGUUGAAUGUAAUUUCCUCUGUGGGCCUUACCAAGGUGUUAAUGACCAAAAAACAUCUGCAUUAGUGGUUUCCCUUCACAUAGAGCCCAUGAGCAAUAUCAUUUCCCAUGUUUUACAUGCAGGCAUAAAGGGAAAUAAAAUGAUGUGGUCAGCGUGAGUCCAUUCUGAUGCAUUGUCUUAAAUGCAAUGUAAAGAAUGCGGGGGGGGGGGGGGGGGGUUGUACAGUGAACACUAUACGAAGCUGAUAAAUCUGUGUUAAAUGUGACUGUUUUUUGACUGUGAUUAACUUUAAUACUCACAUGAAAUCAGUGUAGUCCACUCCAUUUGGCUCCUCACAUGUCUAAGUGUUGAUGUCCAUACGCUAGAGAUAAUGUAACUUUCUGUGACUAAUUCACACACACACACACACACCAUGUGUAACCAUGUGGAGGAGAGCUACUGAUGCCACUAAUAACUGAAUGCUUAAUGGAUCUGUGUUGUCAAUCGUAUUGUGUGCAGAUGAAUGUACUGGAUGAGCAUAUCCUGUUGCUAUGAAUGUCACAUAUUCUAUCAUUCCACGUGUCUCCUAAAUGUCAUCCUGCUGUUGUUCAGUUUUCAUCAUCAGCUGUGGUCUCAGACGCAGACCACAUGGGGUCUCAGAUGUCCUCACAAAGCCAAACACAUUUAAAUAACAAAUGUAAUUUUCAAAGCAAUGAUGAACAAACAUGUUAUUGUCCCUCUUCUCUAUGCUGUGAAAAGAUGUGUAUCCAGAAUAAUGAAAAUGGAUGUCCAGCUGUGUUACCAUGUGCUGUGUUCACCUGAGUCUGACUGAGGAUCAGCUGUUUGUCAGGCUGGGUACUCAGGGUAUCAGGGAGACAUCGUUUGAGAAUAUCUGUCAUUUAUUGUAAAUAAGAUGGUUGUGAAAGAUUUGCACACGUUUGUUCUCAGUUGAACAAAGUAGUUGACUUCUAUGAGCUUGCUUUGAACUGGAAUGAGUUUUCCAGUCUUGUUUCUGACUGUUGCUCCAGCAACUUGUGGGCCAACCACAGCUCUCCUCUGUUAGCUUAGCUAUUCAGAAUCAGCGUCCCAUAAUGCACCUGCAGUUCACCUGCAUUUCAUACCGAUAUUAGACAGUAUUUUUAUAUUGCCAUAUCUUUACCUUCCUUAGCUUUAGUUAUUAAUAACAUGAAUAACACGUUAUGAAUGUUAACAUGUAUGCUUCAUUAGUGUAAAGAGGGACUACUUUACUUCACAGACUCACUGUACAGGGUGCCUCUCACUGAGGCUCUCUACUGAGCAACACUGCCCCCUGCUGGGUCCAAACCACACAGACCAAAGGAAGAGAGGCUUCCUUUCCAACAGUACACACUCACAUGAUGAGGGUCCACUGUGUUUUUGCUAUUUAUAUGUUGAGGUAUACAAAUGGAACAAAACACCACCUUGUAACGGUUUGAUGAAAUUAAAGCGUUUACCAUUACAUUUCAACUCUCUCCAUUUAUUUCCAUACGUUCCACACAUUAUCUUACUGUUUUAUUUGAAUAUGAUAUAAGCCAUAACGGUUGAGAACCGUCACUGCAUACAGAAAAUAACCCAUGUUUGAAAUGAUGGUGUUCUCCUCCCUUUACCUGACGUAUUCUGUUUACACCACAUUUCUCUGUGUUCUGGUAUUUAUUUGAAGAACUAAAGAAAAUGCUAAUAAUGAUUUCAUCCAAAUACAUUUGAGUGAUUGAGUUGACAUGCACAGAGAACCUUAUCAGUUAUAAUCCAUAUAGCAUUUACUGGUUUAUUUUGGGUUUCUUUCUUUUCAUGUCAAUUUAAAAAAAAGUUUAUCUUGAGAUUUGCUUAAGACCUCUUGGAUUAAACGUGCACAUAAGUGUUUAAAAAAAGGAAAUGUUGCUUGAGGGUUCUGAAGUGUCAGCUGUAGGAAAUGCCCCGGCUGUUAUAGUUUAUUCCCCCUUGUGUAUGGAAGCAAUAAGCAGAAUGUAAAGGUUCAGAAAAUGAAAUGGAUGUUACGUACUGUUGGACUCCAUGCUAUCACAGUGUUUAAACACUCAUACGAGGCAGAGAGUAAAGGACACUUCACUUCACUCUUUGAUUUGACUGCAUUAUGUGUAGUGGGCCUGAAGGUAAUGCAAUGGAAAAAAAUAGUUUAGAUAAGAAAAUGUGCUUCUGAUUUUGAUUCCAGGCUUUCUUAAUUCAAAACUCCAUUUGGAAAUCCCUCAUUUUAAAGUAGCUGUACUCUGCCCCCGAGCCAAUGGGAUCAUCUCUGCCUCCAAUAAGUGUUUUAUAUCCGAACAACAUCUGCAAAGCUAAACCUUGGACACACUACCUUCCAUACAGAUAUGAGAUGUGGGGUUGAUCCAUGUGUAGAUGUAGGAGGCUGGAGGACUGUUGAUGACAUCUCUGUGCCUUAUUGACCAUUAACAGUACAAUGGUGUUGUGUUGCAAACACUACAUUUAGGUUAAGUUGUGUCCUUCCUUCCUACUUAUUGUCGGUUUAAAGUCUUCCCUCCUCUGACAUAAAGUUCACUGCGCUCAAUCUUCACGUCGUAUUACAGUUUUUCUCGAUUGCUAACACACAUUUUUUUUUAAAUUGCUCAGUUUCUCAGAACACUA